GGGCGGCCUCGCCCGCGGCGGCGGCUCCCGGCCCCCGGCUCCGCGCCUCUCAAGGGACGCGGCCCGCGACCUCGGGCGGCGGGCCGCGUCGGCCGGGCAUGGCGGCGUGGAGCCCGGCCGCGGCAGCGCCGCUGCUCCGUGGGAUCCGCGGGCUUCCUCUUCUCCACUGUGUCCAGCGAAUGUUUGCCUCGCAAACUGAGGGGGAGCUCAGAGUGACCCAAAUUCUCAAAGAAAGGUUUCCUGGAGCUACAGCUAUCCAAGUCACCGACAUUUCAGGCGGCUGUGGGGCGAUGUAUGAAAUCCGGAUCGAGUCAGAAGAAUUUAAGGAGAAGAGAACUGUCCAGCAGCACCAGAUGGUAAAUCAGGCACUGAAAGAAGAAAUCAAAGGGAUGCACGGAUUGCGGAUAUUUACCUCCGUCCCCAAGCACUGACCACGUCCUGGCCGCGUAGAUGCUGCUGCUUAACGCCUUCGGUGAACUUGGCUGACACCAUUCUUUCCUAGGCAUUUGCCAAAAAAGUUAUCUAUUUUGUUCAUAGACAUUUCCAUACUAUAAUCAUAGAAGAAUAUGUUCUCUAUUUAGAGUUUAAUUAAAGGCAACAGACAUCCGAAA
Mirounga angustirostris (Northern elephant seal) is the source of this 611-nucleotide messenger RNA. It is a transcript of the gene BOLA3, whose product is annotated as bolA family member 3. Gene Ontology annotation, cellular component: mitochondrial matrix. The transcript has 4 exons. The record is from RefSeq and is a predicted model, not a curated record. Bases 99 to 431 code for a protein of 110 amino acids. Lineage: Eukaryota; Metazoa; Chordata; Mammalia; Carnivora; Phocidae.